AUGGCUUUGCCCUCAAGUUCAGGUUGGGCAUCACUCUCUAAAACUCUUCUCGGUUCGAUCUUAGAUUACUUAGAGCCCAUGGAGGACUACUUCACAUUCGGUGAGGUUUGCAUUCAAUGGCAGUAUGCAGUUCGUGAAAAACUUCGACAUUUAUGCUCUAACCAUAAACGCCAUUGUCGUCUGCACCAACAAGUCCCAUUGUUAAUGGCUCCCACCGCAGAUAAUCCCAAAGAAAGGUGCUGUUUAUAUGACGUCAUGAACGGAAAAAGCCUUUGGGAGGUUCAGUUGAGGCAGGGGCGAUGGAGGUAUGAAGGGUCUUCUCAUGGUUGGUUGAUUCUGGUAAAUAAUGAUUCUUAUAAGGUAACCCUCCACAACCCAUUCUCUGGAAAACUCAUUCAUCUUCCUCCCCUCGAAAAAUCAUCAUCCCUUGAACUUUCAGGCAGUGAGUACAGAACUAUCUUCCCUUAUAACCUGAGGAGGGGUGUAUUGUCUAUUGAUCCUGAUGUGAAUGGGGAUGAGUUUGUACUCAUGAUGACGUGUGGUAGUUUGGUAGUAAGAUUAGCAUUCAUUAAAUCAGGAGAAAAAGACUGGACUUAUAUUGAAGGGUUGCGGGAUGUGAAAGACAUUGUUUACAGCAAUGGGUUAUUCUAUGUAUUAGACGGACGGGGUGUGCUCUUCUCUUGUGAUGUGAGUAGUGAUUUGAAAGUGAGAAGGAUUACUUCACCCGAUAUUGAUUGUGCUCUUGUCUCAUAUUUGGUGGAAUCUCCUGAAGGAGAUCUCUUGCGGGUUAUAAAGCAUGAAAGGGGAUUUGUGAUUUAUAAGUUACAAUGGUUUUCAAAGAAUCCAGUGGAAUCUCCUGAAGGAGAUCUCUUGCAGGUUACAAAGCAUGAAGGGGGAUAUGUGAUUUAUAAGUUACAAUGGUUUUCAAAGAAUCCAAGAUGGGAAGAGGUUAUGAGUUUGGGCGAUGUUGCCUUGUUUUUGGGAGACAAUCAUUCAAUUUCUGUCAUAACUUCUGAUUUUGCGGGAUGCCGGCCAAAUUCUAUAUACUUCUGCCAACGUUAUAGUUUUUUUUCAAAUGCUGAUGGAAGUAUGUAUGUUUUCAGUCUAAGUGAUAGGACUGUUACACUGCUUUACCCACAUUCCCCACAACCUCUACUUUGGAUUUCUCCGAAAUUUGCGUGA
Messenger RNA from Vitis riparia (riverbank grape), 1182 nucleotides. RefSeq names its product putative F-box protein At5g55150. Lineage: Eukaryota; Viridiplantae; Streptophyta; Magnoliopsida; Vitales; Vitaceae. The transcript has a single exon. The coding region runs from base 1 to 1182 and encodes 393 amino acids. The record is from RefSeq and is a predicted model, not a curated record.